This is a messenger RNA of Pocillopora verrucosa, 1584 nucleotides long. The record is from RefSeq and is a predicted model, not a curated record. NCBI's taxonomy places the organism in Eukaryota, Metazoa, Cnidaria, Anthozoa, Scleractinia, Pocilloporidae.
AUGGAUCAUUUGAUCCACGACUUUUUCUUGGAGAAUCACGUGAUCAGGAGGCGGGAGAUAAUAUCAGCUAGCGCCUGUGAAGUGAGUUGUUAUAUGGCGGCAGACUGUGUCUCUUACAACCUGAGACAGCCACAGGAUCCAGAUGGAGGGUAUCUAUGUGAACUGAACAAUUCUACAAACGAAAUUCAUCCCUUUGAUGUCAAAUACGAAAAGGGAGCUGUCUAUCAAUCAUUCCAGGUACGAUGCAAGCAAUUAGAUGCCAUAGCUAAUAAGAAUAAACCAAAAGGAUCGGACGAGGCCACUAUGGCGGACUCGCCAUUUAUACCAACAUCAACUUUCUCUGCCUCACAGAACCCUUGCUCUAGUAAUCCCUGUUCUGCGAUCCAGCGAUGCCAAACAGGAUUCACCCGCAAAGGUUAUCGCUGUGUUUGCAUAAAUGGACACUUUGGAAGAGACUGCACUGAAGCACCUCCAUACGUGCAAGUGUUUCCCGAUGUUAUCGAUACUGAAGAAGGAAAAAACACUUACGCGAGAUGUAAAAUUGUCAGUUUUCCUCCCCCACACUUGGUCACAUGGAGCCGCUCUCAAGGAAGUCUUCCUUCCCAUUUUCUAUAUAAAGAGUAUUUAUUCCUGAGAUACGUCACUAAACAAGACAGUGGGUCGUAUGUGUGUACUGCAACAAAUACCUGGGGCACAGACUCAUCCUCAGUUCAGCUGAGAGUCCACGCUCCCCUCAAGUUCACCAUCAAACCUCCUCCGUUAGUGAUAGUGAAGGCUUAUGAGGUUCUUGUACUGCCGUGUUCUGCUUCAAGCUUUCUAACUCCAAGAAUGUUUUGGACCUAUAGCAAGACCUGGUUCUUGCCUAGUGGUGCAAGUGUUGAUUCGUCAAAUAAUUUAACUCUUACAUCUGCGAAUUUCAAUCAUGUUGGUGUUUACACUUGCACUGCGUAUAAUGCAAUCAGAGUCAUUCGAGCAAGAGUCACCGUUUAUGUCAAGUAUCCCGACACCUGCGCCAGAGUGAAGACAGACAUCAGUGAAGUAAGUGGCUAUUAUAUCAUUGAUCCUGACGGUGUUCUUGGCGAGGAUCCAUUUCUUGUUUAUUGUAACAUGAGUGACCAAGGAGGCGUUGGAGUGACAGUUAUCAGUCACGACAGUGAGGAAAGAAUCCAUGUCACAGGAUACGACGCGCGUGGGAACUACAGCCGUGACAUUCACUACCGCUACAGCAACCUCUCACAGAUCAAAAGACUGAUAAACGUGUCAGGAAACUGCCAUCAAUUUAUCAAAUAUGAAUGCUAUGGUGCUAAAUUAAGGCUGGGCUAUAUGAGUUGGUGGGUUUCACGUAAUGGUCAGACCAUGAGGUAUUGGGGCGGAGCUUCUCAGGGAUGCGCAUGCGGAGUGACUAACUCCUGCGCCCGAACAGACAAGCCCUGUAAUUGUGAUAAAAAUGAUUUUGUUUGGCGGGAGGACAGUGGCUUUUUGACAAUCAAAUCUGACCUUCCUGUCAUUCAGCUGAGAUUCGGUGACACUGGUGGUGCUAAUGAGGAAGGAUAUCACACCCUAGGAAAACUGGAAUGCUACUGA